Molecule: messenger RNA, 4532 nt
Organism: Nematolebias whitei (Rio pearlfish)
Lineage: Eukaryota; Metazoa; Chordata; Actinopteri; Cyprinodontiformes; Rivulidae
Gene: suco
Product: SUN domain containing ossification factor
Exons: 23
Coding region: 206-4060 (1284 amino acids)
Biological process (GO): protein folding in endoplasmic reticulum; regulation of bone remodeling
Cellular component (GO): membrane; cytoplasm
Source: RefSeq, a predicted model, not a curated record
GUGGCUGCCGAAGCAGAAAAGCGGGCGGACAGUUGCUCUGCCACACGAAGUACAGCUUUCCCAAAGUGUAGUUCUUACCUUUAGAGGAUUAUCAUAUACAUAUUUUUAAAAUCAAAACAGCCAUUAAAGCCACAUAGAGCUUGUGUAACCGUGACAUAUUAGAGGAAACCUAAAGCGCGAGGAUGUUGGUCCCCGCGGGAAGAUAAUGAAGAGGCUGCGCGUUUUGUUGGUGAGCCUCAUCGUAGCUCUCCUGUGCUGGUUCCCCAGUCAACAUGUGUUUUGUUCAGAGCGGAGCUUGCCUGGAUCAGGUCCUUCUGCCCAGGACAAAGAACCAGAAAGCCUUGAGCAGGACUCCACACAUAACAAGGAGUUUGAAGAAUGGGCGACACAUACUUCUUACAAAAUGGGAUUAGAGACGGAGAAUGCAGCACAAGCAAAGCAAGAAUACAUACAUCAUGAACAGGUGUCUUAUGUAACUCUUUGUGCAGUGCGGGUUGCCAGUGCAGGAGAUGAACUCCCAGUAGACAGCUUUGUGUUUGCUGAGCACUCUGAUUCACAGUGCAGGGUCAUUUCCCACAAACUGGCAACCUGUGAAAACUCCCCUAUUGGUCGCCCUCUCCUCAGUGAAGAUGAGCAGCUGACAAGCCAGAGUUCUGAUGUAGAUGUAGAGGUGAAGUCCAAUCCAGAAGUCACAGACUUCAAACAGCAGGAACAACAGGAGCUGGACCUGAAGGACAAUGCGUCCCUCCCCCGUCAGGAUGAGUUGCAGAUGGGGGAUACUGAGGUCAAAGAAGCUGAUCCUUCAGUACCCAGUAAAGAUGACUUCCACACCUUUGAUGAGUGGAGGAAGCAAGUUAUGGAGAAAAGUCAGACUCUCCAUACCUCAACUAGCGGCAGCCCCCAUCCAGUGAAGAAGAUUCAGAAAAACUUCAAGAAUAAUUACGCCUCUGUGGAGUGUGGUGCCAAGAUCCUCUCUGCCAACAACGAGGCCAAGAGUACUUCAGCUAUACUUAUUGAAAAUAUGGAUCUUUACAUGUUAAAUCCAUGCAGCAACAAAAUCUGGUUUGUGAUCGAGCUCUGUGAGCCCAUUCAAGUCAAACAGCUAGACAUUGCCAACUUUGAGCUUUUCUCAUCCACACCUAAAGACUUUGUAGUUUCCAUCAGUGACAGAUAUCCCACAAACAAGUGGGUAAAACUAGGUACUUUUCAUGCCCGUGAUGAGCGAAUAGUCCAGAGUUUUCCACUGGAUGAACAGCUUUAUGCCAAAUAUGUGAAGAUUGAACUCCUGUCCCACUUUGGGUCUGAACACUUCUGUCCCCUCAGUCUCUUCAGAGUGUUUGGUACCAGCAUGGUGGAGGAGUAUGAGGAAAUAGCGGAUUCUCAGUACCCCUCAGAGAGACUAGAAUACCUUGAUGAAGACUAUGACUAUCCUCCUGGCUACCAGCCUUCUGAGGAGAAGGCCUCUAAAAACCUGCUUGGUUCAGCAACCAAUGCCAUCCUUAAUAUGGUAAACAACAUCGCUGCAAACGUGCUGGGGGGCAAGCAAGAACUAGAAGGUGAAGCAGAGACGGGAGGCAAUACAACAACAGAGGGGGGUGAAAAUGAGAUCACAGAAGUUAAAGCAGAACCUGAUGAAGCUCUUCACGACUCCACAGUAUUUGAGCCUUCACAGUCAGAAGAGCCUGUAACUAAAGAGUCCUUUGUCUCUGACGACUCCCAAUUAUCUGAGUCCCAUGAGGAUAGACAGAUUGUUAUACUUGUAGAGGAGGAGGAGGACGAAGAUCUUAACCAAUCUACUGUCAUUCUGUUGGAGGAGGAGGGAGAGGAAGAAGAAGAAGAAAAGAGGGACGAUAAAUCAAGAAGGGAGGCUGACAGGAAUCAGUGGGAGAGCCAGACAUACUGUCCCUUCUCCUCCCUGUCCUCGCUGUCUCUGUCCUGCGUGGCCACGCUGCCAGAGCUGCUUCAUCGCUGGUGCUCCGCCCGGCUGGCCAAGGAGAGGCUGCGCAGCUUCAGGAAGAGGCAGCUCAGCUCUCAGACACUCGUUCACCCUGAUGUGCACAGCCCUGUCCCCACACACACCCCUCCACCAGUCCUGACUCCUGCACCUCCUGAACAAGCUCUUCCCCUCACAGAACAAGCUUCAGAACUUGAGGUGCCUUCUGGGGGCCCCGAUGAGGGGACACCUCUAAGUGAAGUACACACUGCCGAUGUACAAAUGAACACUCAGUCACCUGAUGCUCACACUCCAGACAGCAUCCUCCUCGAGCCCAGUAAAGCCUCUACCAUCCCCACUAACAGUUUCUCAGACUUUCAGAGCACCCUGGUGCAGCCCACCCCCACAUAUGAGGAGAGGCCGUCGCCUACUGAUACAGAUGCAGCCCUGGACCCCGUCCCCACACCACCCCUCCAAACCGUCUCUGUUCCAGAGACCCAGCAGGCCAGCAGUGCCGCUCUGACUAUAUCUGUCAGUUCUCCCUCUCAGCCUCUCUCUUCUGAGAAAGUAUUUUCUAGUAUUGUGGUUCCUUCGGUCAAAGAUCAGCCCGUUUUGUCUCAUCCCACUGCAUCAAGACCUGAAGACCUCACCCCGUCUCCCACUGAGGGACCAGCAGUGCUCCUGCCACCUGACAUCCACACAGACUCAUCAGGUGAAGACAAUGGUGGGGACAUGCAGAGACAAAAUAUUCAGGCUCCUCCACUUCAGACGGAGCAAGGGGACACAUUGUCACAGACAGAGCCCCAUCAGAUAGACGACACUGUGGAGGGGGACCUGCUAAACACUAGUGGGAACCAACGAACUGCCACAGACUUCUACGCAGAAUUGCAGAACGGAGUGGAUUACAACGGUGGAACAGGAAGUGGGAACGGCAUCUUGGUAAAUGGAGGAGCGGUUCACGGGUCCAGUCAGAAGGAGAGCGUCUUCAUGAGACUGAACAACAGGAUCAAAGCUCUGGAGAUGAACAUGAGUCUGUCCAGCAGAUACCUGGAGGAGCUGAGCCAGAGGUAUCGUAAACAGAUGGAAGAGAUGCAGAAAGCAUUUAAUAAAACCAUCAUCAAGCUACAGAACACCUCCCGCAUUGCUCAGGAGCAGGACCAAAAGCAGACCGAGUCCAUCCAGAUCCUGCAGAGUCAGCUGGAGGACGUCACCAAACUGAUGCUCAAUCUCACAGCUACAGUGAACCAGCUGCAGCGUGAGGUAUCUGACGGUCAAAGUUACUUGGUGGUCUCUGUGGUUCUGUGUCUGCUGCUGGGACUCCUGCUGUGUCUGCAGUACUGCCGCAGCUCAUUUCCAAGUCCCAAAACCACCACCGUCGCCCUCCCAAAGAGCAACCACUACCCUAGCCCCAAGAGAUGCUUCUCGUCCUAUGAUGACAUGAGCCUGAAACGCAGGGUGGCCUGCCCGCUUGUCCGCUCCAAGUCAUUCCAGUUGUCCCCUACAGAAGUAGGUCCAGAUGACUUGUUCAUUGUAGAACCUCUAAAGUUUUCUCCAGAGAAAAAGAAAAAACGUGGUAAAACAAAGUCCCUGGACAAAGUCGAGACCCUGAGAUCGUUUGACCGCUCUCUGACCCUCACAAAUGGAAUUCUGAAGUGUAAUGGCUUCCACCCAAGCCUCCCUGCACCCCCACCUCCUCCCCCUGCCUUACCUGCCCCACCUCCUCCUCCUCUUCCCCCUCUGCCUCCUCCUCUUCCAUCUUCAAACGAAGCGUCAUCUUUGCCCCCCUGCCCCUCUAAAGAGUUUCCCUCAGAAACCAGUAGCUGCAGCUCGUCCACCCACUCAGAGGAGUCGUACACAAGUUGCCUCCCCCUCCCCUCUCCCAUCUUCACCCCUGCUAGCUUGUGCAAUGGCCAUGGCCUUUCUGUUCCCCUCAGUCAGUUCCCUGCUAAGUCCCGUCAGGAGAAGCGCUCGACGAAGCGUCGGAAAUCUCGACAGACAGAGUUGCAGUUCCCUCAUGAACCAGGGGGAGACAUCAGCUCUCUGCCCAGUCUGCAGCAGCUCAUGAAGGGAAACAAGGAAAUAAGCGUUGGGACCAUUGGGGUGACAGCCAUCACCGGACACGUCUGAAAUCGCACACUUCACUGCUACACAACAUCCUGUUCAUUUUACAUUAGCAGACUGGAGUGGAGAAUUUGUUCUUGAAAAUCCCAAAGAACUACAUUUCCCAUGAGCACCGAGGCACACCAUUGGUCAUGAGUGGAUUUAGCAUUAUUAGCUUAUCAUCCAGCCCCAGUUCACUCCUGUAAAAGUACUAUUUACGGUUCUGUGCCUUUAUUUCUGUUCGACACAUUUUAAAUAGUUAAAAACUUUAAAGGGUUAGAGAGUUGUUGAUGUUCAAAGAGAGACUCUGCUGUGAGCGGAGACACAUUGGUACACAUCAACUCCAUCAGAAGAUGUCUUCUUCUGGAUGAGCACAUUGUCUCCAAACAGCAGAGCGUCAGUGAAUAUUUUUCUCCCACUCUGAGCACAAUGAGAAGAGGCGAUGACCUCGUUCUACGUUCCUUCAAGUAUUAGGCUGCUGUUUUAGAUGAAACAUGUC